AUGAGCAAUCCAAACCACAUGAGCGGCUUCGAACCUAAAAAUCAGGGAUAUCAUAGGGGUCGUGGAGGAUCUAAUUAUAACAGUUUUGAUAACCAUAGAGGAGGUGGUCGAGGAGGCGGACGAGGAGGAGGGUAUCAUAGAGGAGAUGGUUUUCAACGGGGACGUGGUGGGCAAGGUUUUCAUAGAGGCCGAGGUGGUCAAAGAGGAUUUCACAGAGGCGGCGGCGGCGGAGGCCGCGGAGGAGGUGGACACCGACAAGAUCAAGGCCCAUUUGAUCCCAAACAAUACGUGAUACCACAGAUGAUCACUAAUCCAUGGUACUCAUUAGAAAAGCAAUACGCAGAGCAGUUACAAUCAGAAAAUGAUCAGCAAACUUCGUCAAUGUGA
Messenger RNA from Auanema sp. JU1783, 387 nucleotides. NCBI's taxonomy places the organism in Eukaryota, Metazoa, Nematoda, Chromadorea, Rhabditida, Rhabditidae. The record is from the annotation of a GenBank genome assembly.